AUGGCUGCGAAGAAGAGCGUCGUGGUAACGGCAGACUUCUCUAACGUCGAUCAUCUUCAUGCAGGAGGUGCCUCUGGAAUAGGGUUGGGAAUCACCCGUUCGUUUGCAGAACAUGGUGCACAUAUUUCCGUUCUUGAUGUGAACCCAGAGGGCGCCCAGAUUGUCAAAGGGCUGUCGUCAGAGUAUCCCAAUGCUACUUUCUCGUUCAUGAAAGCCGACAUCUCCCAGUGGGAUGAGCUGGCAGCAGUGUUUGAGCAGAUCUAUCGAGAACAAGGCCGGAUCGACGUGGUGAUGGCCAAUGCUGGGAUAUCCAAAGAACCGAAAUUGAUCGUGGACGAGGAUACGCCUUCAAGACCACCGUUGCAUACCUUGGACGUCAAUUUGGUUGGGACAAUAUACAGUGAGUUCGAAAUUGUUCCCCCUAGCGAUGGAUCGGUCAGUGACCCUCGCACAGCCGUCAAGCUGGCUAUUCACUACAUCAGGAAGAAUGCUGUCGUGAACGGGGCCACAGUUCCUUCCAAAGGCUCCAUCAUCUGCACAGCAUCGAACGCCGGGUUAUAUCCGUUCGCAGUUGCACCAAUUUAUGCCGCGUCCAAGUUCGGAGUCGUCGGUUUGGUGAGGUCUCUCGCACGUCAACUCGAGAGGCAGGCGAUCCAGAUCAACGCUUUGGCCCCAGCUGUUCUUGAAACAAACAUUGCUCCCGACAAAGCGUUAUUCAAGACCAUGAUCCUCACACCCAUGUCCACACUGACACGAGGAGUCCAACAGCUUGUCUCGAAUCCAUCCUUGACAGGACAGAUUGCUGAGAUUCAUGGGGAAAAUGUGUCCCUGAGAGAGCCGACCCCAUACGUCGAUGAGGAUACCGGCACGAACAUUGAGACGUUCUGGUCCUUGGGAUAUGCCUGA
Messenger RNA from Fonsecaea multimorphosa CBS 102226, 906 nucleotides. RefSeq lists its product as uncharacterized. The record is from RefSeq and is a predicted model, not a curated record. Gene Ontology annotation, molecular function: oxidoreductase activity, acting on the CH-OH group of donors, NAD or NADP as acceptor. Bases 1 to 906 code for a protein of 301 amino acids. Gene Ontology annotation, cellular component: cytoplasm. The transcript has 3 exons. NCBI's taxonomy places the organism in Eukaryota, Fungi, Ascomycota, Eurotiomycetes, Chaetothyriales, Herpotrichiellaceae.